UCGACGCGACGCGCUCCUCCAGAGCACGUCGCACACACCUGUCGCUGUUGGAGCACCGAGCGCACACCCGAGCAUAACCGAGACAACAAGUGCCGGGCUUUUUAACACUCGUACGAAGUUUCGUUCGCCGUUUACCGGCCCCUUUCUACCCUGGUGAUUUAUCCCGAGUUUACACCCCAAGAGUCCUUCCCGUCCCAUGGUUCCCUAAUCGCCGCGGAUGGUAGCUUGGAUUUGACUUUCCAAAUCGCGGACCCGAUCCCGUGUCAUCCCGUCGAGUGAUUUAGCAUCCGCUGCAGGGGGAGGAGAAAAACGGAGGGAGGAAAGCAAGCAUGCGUCGAGACACCGGAGACCAGAGGAUACGCUCUUGCUGCCUAUCGCAACUCGCUCCCCGAGCGUACUGACCAAAUCCCCCCUCCUCGUUUGCAGAAAAAUAAUUUAGAGGGAUAAAUAGAGGAAGGAAGAUACUUGGAACAGUUCGCGUAUGGUUUCAGGACUCAUUCGACGAAAGCACGCGCAAAUCGGUGAAGGGUUUUUGCGUCGGUAGAAAGGACUGUGAGUUCUCGUUGAAUGGCGUAAUCAGCUGUUCUUGGUAAAAAGUUUCGCCAAUAUUCAACCCCGCGAAUCCCGUUACGGCGAUAUACAUAUUUUAUUUUAUUUAUUUUUUUUUUCAUCGUGACGUGGUAAAAGGGUGAGAAACAAACAGGAAGAAAGACAAUCGAAGCUCGCGCAUUGACAGCGACAUGCAUCACACGGCGCCCUGGUACCUCCCUUGGGGUCUGAAGUUGGUGCCGCUGCCGAUACCCCCGGGACAUCCCGCCUCGAGUAUUCCUCAUCCUGGGCUCCAUCUUUUGGCACCGUUGCACGGACUUUAUGCUCCGGAUCCCCAGAAGGUUGACUUGAAGCCCCUGAGAGAGCCCGUGAUAACGACAGCUGCGCCGAAACUUACGGAGAAGCGAAAGGCGGAGGACGCCGACGCGAAUAAGGAUCUGAAAAAGGCAAAGCUAGAAACUAAAGCGCUGAAAGCCAAGAGGCCUGGUUUUACCGACGAGCGAUACAACGAGACGAGUUACUACGUUGAAAAUGGACUCAGAAAAGUUUACCCGUAUUACUUCACCUUCACGACGUUCACGAAAGGGCGCUGGGUGGGUGAAAAAAUCCUUGAAGUAUUCGCGAGGGAGUUUCGCGCCCAUCCGGCCGAGGAGUACGAGAGGUGCAUCAGGGCAGGAACGCUGACGGUUAACUACCAGAGGGUCGAGAUCGACUACAGACUCCGGCACAACGACCUUCUAGCGAACGUCGUCCACAGACACGAGGUGCCGGUCACCUCGGAGCCGAUCACUGUGGUGCACAUGGACGAAGACUUGGUCGUGGUCAACAAGCCCGCAUCUAUCCCUGUACAUCCUUGCGGGCGGUACCGGCACAACACGGUCGUGUUCAUCCUGGCCAAGGAGUACAACCUGAAGAAUCUUCGCACCAUUCACAGGCUUGACAGAUUAACCAGUGGAAUUUUACUCUUUGGACGAACGCCGAAGAAAGCUAGACAAAUGGAGCAUCAAAUUAGAAAUAGACAGGUUCACAAAGAAUAUGUCUGCCGUGUUGACGGUGAGUUUCCGGAAGAUGAGGUAGUCUGCGCGGAACCGAUCGAGGUGGUAUCGUACAAGAUCGGAGUCUGCAAAGUGUCGGAGAAGGGCAAGGAUUGCGUGACAACGUUCAAGCGGUUAAGUUUUAACGGAAAAUCAUCGGUGGUACUGUGCAAACCGCAGACAGGUCGCAUGCAUCAGAUCAGAGUGCACCUUCAGUACCUGGGGUACCCGGUCGUCAACGAUCCUCUCUACAACCACGUUGUAUUUGGUCCGAUGAAGGGAAAGGGUGGGAACAUCGGAAAGACGGACGAAGAACUGGUCAAGGAUUUGAUUGGUAUUCACAAUGCCGAGAACUGGCUGGGGAUGGACGGAGACUCCGAAAUGAGUCUGUUCAAACCGAAACUCGAUAUCGAGGACCAGGUAUUAGCCACGAACGACAAGGACGCCGCCUCGCCUUCCUCCUCACCCAGCCCACCCGAGGAGGACCUGAAAGCCCUCAAAGUCACAGUCGGAACACAGACUGGGUCGGAACCUCCGGACUCAAGUUUUGCAAAUGAAAAAGUAACGACGGAUCCCCACUGCUACGAGUGCAAAGUGAAGUACAGGGACCCGAAACCCUCCGAUCUUGUGAUGUACUUGCAUGCGUGGCGUUAUCGCGGUCCAGGUUGGGAAUACGAAACACCUCUGCCCGCCUGGGCAGGCACGGAUUGGGGAAGAGAGUCGCCAGCUACCGAGGAUUGAUGACGAUAUUUUUAUUACUCUGUAUUUUGACCUGAACAGUUUCAAGAAUAUUCUUUUCAAUAUCCUUAUACCCCGUGCCUUCCAUAUUCGUUGUGAGCCAGGUGUUAGUCUAAUGCCUCCCACGUACGGAACUCGAUUUUCAAUUACGCGAGAAAAGUGGCGAUAUUUGAGUCCGGCUAAUUUGUGGGGGAGGACGUCGUUUUCCCAACAAUCAGCAUAAUCUUCCCGUACCUCGAGUAAGAGGUAAAUAUGAUCAGCGAGCUUACCAUAUCGUAGAUUCAUUAUCGAUAAUGAAUAAUGCAAAGAAAAUUGAAUAUUACAAUUUAUCGUUUGUUUCGUCGUUCGCGUACUUAGCCACUUAAUUUUAUUUUAUUUUCAUUUUUCUCCCUUACUCAUUAUACUUUUACCAUGCAAUUUGUUACCCGUAUUAAUAAAUGAGUCGACUAUUGUUAUUAUUACUUAUUAAUAUUACUGUUAUCAUCAACCAUUCGCUGGUAGAAUAUUACUAAUUAUCAUUGUAAUUGUUUAUUCUACAAAACUGUCGAGUGGAUAGUUUUAAUCAAUUCAAUAUACGCAAAGCAAUGUAGAACACUUUGAAUUCUGAGACAAUAUAUCAAACUAUAUUUUCUCAACUCAAUUACAUUAUACCAUUGCUUAUUUAGACACCGAAAUUCUCUGCAUUCGAGAUUCAUUAUAGUCAUUUAAGAAAGAAUAAUAUCAAAAACAAAUAAGAAAUGGACUUGGAAAAGAAAAUGAGUAACAGUAAAAUAUAAAUAUCGAAUGGAAAUCUAUACAUAUGCAGGUAUACAUUGUAGAUCAUACGGUAUAUUAAGAGAUUUAAAGAGAUUUAAAAAGAAAAGAUGAUGAGAAAAUUCUUUUGAACCACUAUAAUGAACACCUAUCACAAAAGACAGUGUGCGUGCUUACUAAUCCGUAAAUAAUAUAAUUGAAAUGCAACUGCAUGUAACGAUACGUAUAUCAUACUUUAUUUAAAUACUAACGAUAUUUAUAUGCGAAAAAGACAGUCCAUUUAUUUGGCAUAAAACUAGACAUCAAGUCUGCUGUUGUAAGUGAGGCGAGAGCUUUUGUACAUACUGUAUUCCUACGCAUAUUAUUAUGGCAUAAUAUUAUGGAUUGUAUUCAAGCGAUAUACGUGUAUGAUACUAUGAUAUAUUAUAUCAAUGUUAUUAUUGUAUCGUGCGGUAGUCAGCAUAAAAACGUUAGAAUUAGUGACUUUUAUUGUAUAAUAAAGCCCAAAAUGAAUGAAAA
Messenger RNA from Neodiprion fabricii, 3593 nucleotides. RefSeq names its product RNA pseudouridylate synthase domain-containing protein 2-like. The record is from RefSeq and is a predicted model, not a curated record. The coding region runs from base 741 to 2324 and encodes 527 amino acids. The transcript is spliced from 7 exons. Lineage: Eukaryota; Metazoa; Arthropoda; Insecta; Hymenoptera; Diprionidae. Gene Ontology annotation, molecular function: RNA binding; pseudouridine synthase activity. Gene Ontology annotation, biological process: pseudouridine synthesis.